CGCAACCUGCUGCUACCUGGAAAAAAGAUUUAAGAGUCUUGCACAUUUAGUGGACUUUAGUUCUACUGUGAAACCAAGAACUCAACUGAAACCAAAACUCAGGUGUUAAUGGCUCCUGGAUCUGGAUCGGUGUUAAUGGUAUCUGGAUCUCCCAACUAGUCAGUCAGAAGUGAUGAAGCCUCUUGGAUGAGAAGUGGAACGUCUUCAACGAACUCAAGCAUGUCCAGUUGCUAAGAUUAAUCUGCCAGAACACUCAGAGUGCAAUGUGGCAUCUUAAACUAAUUUGUUGGGUUUGUUUUCCAAAAACACUCUUAGAAAUAUUGUUCAAUCAGUCAGUUACAUGGGUCUCUGCUCUGUUUUACAUUCACCUCUCUGAAACACAGAGGUUAAUUGAAUUUAACAGUAAAAGCAGAGGUUCUUGGUGGAGUUUUCCUUUAACAUCAGGAACACAAACACCACCAUCUAGUGGAGAUACAAUAAACUAGCAGGGUUAUUUAAAUCAGCUCCACCCACAACACCAGGAAACGAAACUUAAAGUUUACAUUGCUGAUCAGACCAGAGACGCCAUGACAUGAAACUGUGGGAUCUGUACCGAAGAACACUCAAUAGGAGGACUGUGAGUCAAAGGGACUGUGUUGUGGUGAGUCUUGUUAUUGAAAACAAUUCCAGAAAUCAGUGGAAAUGGCUGAGAAAGUUGCUCUUCUUGAAAGCUACCUGAGUUGCCACGUGUGUUCAGAGACUUUCAGAGAUCCUGUGUCUCUGAGCUGCAGCCACAACUUCUGUUCAAGCUGCCUGCAAAAAUUCUGGGAACAAGCUCAAAACAGAAACUGUCCCAUUUGUAAAACUAAAUCCUCAAAGGAUGAUCCAUCCAUCAACUUCUCUCUCAGAGAACUAGCUGACUCCUUUGCUAACAGGCAGAGUGACAGUUCAGCUGAGAUGGAAAAGCAGAAAGAGAAAAAGAAGGAGGAGGUGGUGUGUGAUAAACAUCCAGAAGUUCCUUAUUGGUUCUGUGAGGACGAGCAGAGACCUGUGUGUCCUGUCUGUGAGUUUUCUCUCCACCAGAGUCACAAAGUGGUUCCUAUAGAACAAGCAGUCAGUGACCUGAAGGACCAGCUGAAAUCUGACUUAACGUCUCUGAAGGACAAGAAGGACAAAUAUGAAGAAGUGGACAAAACAUACAAGGAGGUGAUUCAACUCUCCAAGGAGCAGCUGUCGUCCACAGAGAGGCAGAUCAGAGAAGAGUUCAACAAGCUCCACCAGUUCCUGAAAGAGGAAGAGGAGUCCAGACUGGCAGCUCUGAGGGAGGAAGAGGAGCAGAAAGGGAAGACUAUCAGCACAGAGAUGAAGAGGAUUCAGGAGCACAUCUCCUCUCUGUCACACA
Molecule: messenger RNA, 1381 nt
Organism: Stegastes partitus (bicolor damselfish)
Lineage: Eukaryota; Metazoa; Chordata; Actinopteri; Pomacentridae
Product: E3 ubiquitin-protein ligase TRIM17-like
Exons: 1
Molecular function (GO): zinc ion binding
Source: RefSeq, a predicted model, not a curated record